This is a messenger RNA of Salvia hispanica, 681 nucleotides long. The record is from RefSeq and is a predicted model, not a curated record. NCBI's taxonomy places the organism in Eukaryota, Viridiplantae, Streptophyta, Magnoliopsida, Lamiales, Lamiaceae.
UCUUCCUCAAUUUCUUCCUUUUAAAUACACACGAAUUUCAAUCUCCAACCAUCAUGCACCCUACAACUUAACUAAUUUAAUUUUGAUCAAUGGCUUCGAUUGCUUCUACCACACAAGCUCCUCCACCCACGGCCGCCCUCAGCCACCUCGCCAUUUCAUGCGCCAGACCCGUAUCCCGUUAUUCAGCAUCUCUCAAAGGGGCCCGGUGCUAAGACUGGCGCCAAAAAUCAGCCGAACCCACGUAACAAAGUGGAGGGUUUUGAGCGCGGCAGCGCAGCCAGACACUCUGCAGGUGGUGCAGAGCACGAUCGCGAAGCAGUUGUCGGUGGAGGAGUGCACAGUGACGCCACAGACCAAGUUUGCUGAUCUGGGCGCAGACUCGUUGGACACUGUGGAGAUUAUGAUGACGUUGGAGGAGAAGUUUGGGGUCUCCGUCGGAGAGAGUGGGGCCGAGAGCAUCGCCACCGUGCAGGAUGCCGCCGACUUGAUCGAGAAAGUCAAGUCUGCCGCACCUUAAUGCAAUCACCACUGAUUCUUUCAUGGAUUAAAGUUUAACAUGAUCGAUAUUAAGCAGUGCAUCGCAUUGGGGUAGAUACUAGAUUUUGCUUCGAUUGCAAGGAAUAACCAUGCUUGGUAUGAUGGAAUGGAAUGAGGGUGGAAUGGAAUGGAGGUUGGAAUGGA